UAUUCUAAUUUGAACUAAUUGUUAUGUAUAAUUAUAAUUUAGGGAUGCAAUUCAAACGUUACCAGUAUUCCGUCAUAAACAUGUUAAGUUAAUUACCUUUCCCAAACCAAUAACUUAGCCGUCGAUUUCCCCAAACAUAAACCCUACUUUUUACCUUCAUCAAACAUAAACCCUAAUCUCUACCUUCACCUUCUCUCUCCAAGACCUUGCCACUCCGUCUAGAACCUGUCUCUCCUCAUCCAUCCACAGUCCAAAGUUGAAACACAACCAAAGCCACAAUGAGAAAACUCAAAUCAAAGAAAUAUCGUAUCAAAAAGAAACUCUCGGAGGAGCUCCAAGAAAUCGAGCUUCUGAAAUCGUGGAUCGAAUCCCAGCAACCCGAACGCGGCUCCAACCCCAUGUCUCUUCCCGAUUUGCCCUCAGACGCCCCUCUCGGUCGCGUCGGCAACCCCAACCGCUUUUCGCGGUACGCCGGCGCCACUAGGUUCGAGCAGCUGCCCAUCUCCAAGAAGACUAAGGACGCCUUACGCCAAUCCAAGUACGUUGUAAUGACCGAUAUUCAGAGGGCCGCUUUGCCCCAUGCCCUAUGUGGCAGAGAUGUUCGCGGUGCCUCCAAGACUGGAUCCGGGAAGACCCUAGCUUUCGUUAUACCGCUUUUGGAAAAAUUGUAUAGAGAGAGAUGGUGUCGUGACGAUGGUGUGGGUGUUAUCGUACUAUCUCCAACAAGGGAAUUAGCCAUUCAAACUUUUCUUGUGUUGAAUUCGGUUGGGAGGCACCAUGAUUUUAGUGCUGGUCUUCUAAUCGGGGGUCGAAAAGGAGUCAAAGAAGAGAAGGAGCGUGCAAAUAAGCUCAACAUAUUGGUUUGCACGCCUGGCCGGCUUCUUCAGCACAUGAAUGAGACUGAACAUUUUUUCUGUUCACAGCUUCAGGUUUUGGUCCUUGAUGAGGCAGAUCGUAUGCUCAGUGAUGCAAGUUUUAAGCCGGCAGUGGAGUUAAUCAUUAAAGAUCUACCUAAGGAUAGGCAAAUUUUUCUCUUUUCAGCAACUCAUCCAAAAGAUGUUAAGGAUCUUGCAACUCUCUGUUUGAAAGAUCCAGAGUUCGUCAGUGUGCAUGAGAAGUCUGUGACAGCCACUCCUACUAAUUUGCAGCAAACAUAUAUCAUCGUUCCUCUUCACCGAAAGCUAGACAUGUUGUGGGGCUUCAUAAGAAGUAACUUAAAAUCUAGGAUUCUAGUGUUUCUAUCAACCAGAAAACAGGUAGAAUUUGUAUACAAAGCAUUUGCAAAACUCCAACCCGGAAUACCUCUGAAGCGUAUUCAUGGUAAGAGGAAGCAAGAGGAAAGAAUGGAAACAGUCUCACAGUUUAGUAAGAACCCUAUAGUUCUUUUUUCGACUGAUGUGGCUUCAAGAGGCCUUGACUUCGACCAGGCAGUUGACUGGGUUGUUCAGGUGGAUUGUCCAGAAGAUGUUGCAUCUUACAUACACCGAGUUGGUCGAACUGCUCGCUUUGAUUCUGUAGGGAGAUCGCUUUUAUUUCUGAUGCCGUCUGAAGAAAAAAUGCUUGAUAAACUACAAGCAGCAAAAAUACCCAUUCGGGAAAAAAAGCCUAACAAGGACCUUGUGCAAUCACUGUCUAAAUUGUUGGCAUCUAAGAUAGUCCAGGACCCUGAUCUACUACGUGGUGUGGCUAAUAGGGCCGUUAUCACAUAUGUAAAGUCUGUUAAAAAACAGAAGGACAAAGAGAUUUUCGAUGUUAAAGAAUUACCAAUUGAUGAGUUUUCCAAAUCGAUAGGUCUACCGUUCCCACCCAGAAUGCGUUUUCUAUACAACGAAAUCAAUAAUUCCUCUAAGAAAGUGUCCGAACUAUCUCCCAUUGUUGAACCAGAAAAUUUGGACAAGGACAAUGAAUUGGAGCUGCUCCUAGAGGAGCUUGAUAUCAGUGAUUCUGGUGAAGAAGAUGGGGAGAAAGAUCCUUUUCAUACAAAUGAUACAGCAAAUGCCGCAGACUGGGAAGGAAGAAAAAUCGAACAUACUAUGUCGCCUUCUACAUUGUCAACUUGGGUUUCGAAGAAGAAGAAGAAGUUAAAAAUCAAUAUCCACAGACCAGUGGGAACUAGAGUUGUCUUUGAUGACGAAGGCAACUCACUACCGCCACUAGCAAGGCUGGCUGAUAUCAACAAUGCCAGAGCUCCGCUUGACCAAAUUCAAGGCAAGAAGACCGAAUAUUAUAAGAAGCUCAGGGAAGGUCUGAAGAAGGAGGACAAGGAUGACAAGGCUCAAUACCGCAAUCGCCGUCGUGAAAAACGCUUGAAGAAUAAGAUGAAGUGGAAGAGCGGAAACGCAGACGAGAAGGACGAGGAUGUUUCUGAUUCAGAAGGAGAGGCAUACUUAAAUCGACCCCACAAAAGGUCAAAGAUAUAUUUUGGCAGUGAUCAUGAUGAUGGUGAGAUAAAAGAAAGUAAGGAUAAAUUAGGGUUCAUUGCUGACUCAAUAUCUUUGGCGGAACAAGAGGCUGUUGCUCUCAAAGUGUUGAGUGCCAUGCACUCGUAGUGGUAGAAAAUAGGAAUUUGUUAGCUUGCUCCGAGGUAUCCUACAUUUUAAAGUUUUUGAUCGGUA
Molecule: messenger RNA, 2615 nt
Organism: Pyrus x bretschneideri (Chinese white pear)
Lineage: Eukaryota; Viridiplantae; Streptophyta; Magnoliopsida; Rosales; Rosaceae
Product: DEAD-box ATP-dependent RNA helicase 32-like
Biological process (GO): rRNA processing
Cellular component (GO): nucleus
Molecular function (GO): ATP binding; RNA helicase activity; nucleic acid binding
Source: RefSeq, a predicted model, not a curated record